AUGGGAUUUAUAUAUGAGGCUAUGGACAAGGCAAAAGAGCAAAUUGCUAAAAACUUAGAAGGUGAAGAGAAAUACUACAAGGAGAUUUGGGAGAUCAUUGAUGAAAAGUGGGAUUUUCAGUUAUAUCAACAUUUACAUGCCGCGGCAUACUACUUGAAUCCAAGGAUUCAAUACUCCGAUAAUCCUUCCAACUAUCCUAAGAUCAAGCUUGAGAAGGCCGACCUCCAACUAGAUGAAUUUCGACAGAAGAAAGGGUUUUUUGGCUUUCGUCAAGCUCAAGCAUCAUACAUGAAACGCGAUCCUAGUAAAAUGAUUGGUGGUCCCAAUUUGGAGAUGCCAGAGUUGGCUAGCUUUGCAGUUAGAGUUUUGAGUCUCACUUGUUCAUAUUCGGGGUGUGAACGCAAUUGGAGUACCCACAAUCAAGUUCAUACCAAGAGAAAAAAUCGCUUGCCUGCACAAAAGAUAAAUUCCUUGGUCUACAUUAUGUUCAACAAGAAGCUAAAAGAUCAACAUUUGAAAAAAAAAAAGGCACUUCAGCCAGAUGAGGAUCCUUUAAUCAUUGAUGAGUUGCCAUCUAAUGAUGAAUGGAUAGCUGGAAAUGAAAAUAAAGGUGAAAUUCAAAUGGAGGAAGCAAUUGACAAUCUUGACAUUGAUCUUUUCGAGGAUGGAGAAGGUACUAGUACUAGUACUAGAGCUCGAAAAGGCUCUAAAAAGAAGAGGACAUGCAAGGAGACCGUGCAAGAGGAUGAAGAAGAAGAGUGGAUAGACUGUGAUUCUGACACUGACAGUCAAGAAUUCAUGGACAAUGAGAGAUUUAAAUUGGCUGAUGCUUCUCUUAGUAGUGAUGAUGAUUGA
Molecule: messenger RNA, 855 nt
Organism: Morus notabilis
Lineage: Eukaryota; Viridiplantae; Streptophyta; Magnoliopsida; Rosales; Moraceae
Exons: 4
Coding region: 1-855 (284 amino acids)
Molecular function (GO): protein dimerization activity
Source: RefSeq, a predicted model, not a curated record